Molecule: messenger RNA, 7081 nt
Organism: Bactrocera dorsalis (oriental fruit fly)
Lineage: Eukaryota; Metazoa; Arthropoda; Insecta; Diptera; Tephritidae
Gene: Sarm
Product: NAD(+) hydrolase sarm1
Exons: 10
Coding region: 103-5775 (1890 amino acids)
Biological process (GO): negative regulation of MyD88-independent toll-like receptor signaling pathway; signal transduction; response to axon injury
Cellular component (GO): dendrite
Molecular function (GO): signaling adaptor activity; NAD+ nucleosidase activity; protein binding
Source: RefSeq, a predicted model, not a curated record
UUUUGAAAAAAAAUCGAAAACGCACAAUUUUUAAGCAAAAAAAUCAAGAAUUUACACCAACGUUCUCCCUGCAAGGACGCUUGGUGGGUACGGCACUUCGGCAUGGGCAAUCGUGUGAGCAGUUUGUGGUGUAAAAACUCAUCAUUGCAAAUCGGCGACAAUAACGGUAACAGCAAAGCGUCUACUAGUGCCACUAAAAACAAUAAAAACGAACGCAGCGAGCAAAGUCAUAGCCGAAGUCCGAGUGGGUUUUUCAAGAGUUACGGUAGUCGACGCAUGUCGUUAAGCUGUGUUUCGCGCAAAUCAAAGUCCGGUGGACAACAAGUCGAAAAAGCAAAGUCAACGGCUGAGGAGUGCGCAACAACAACAACAGUACCAAUAACAACAACACCCGUGUAUACAACGAAGUUGGGAACAACUUCGGCGGCGGCAACUUUAACCGACACUGAUAGAGAUACUUGUACAAACGCAACAACAAACACCUCAGGAACCUCAACAGGAACACCAAAAACGCUAAUUACAAAGCCAGAAAUUGCAUUAUCACAAACGAACUCACGCGCAGCGACAACAUUCACGCCAUUAACAACAACACCAACAAUCGAAACAACAAAGCUGCUGUCAUCAUCAGCCGUCCGCGACGAGUCUGUUAGCUCAACAAUAAUACGCGAUAUUAUAGCUUCUAAAAGUGAACUAAGCAGGCGUCGUGCGAUAAACAUGAAAACAAAUACAUUACCGAGGGCAACAAAAACAAAAACAGCAGCGGCGGUGACAACGCCAAAGUCUGGGCGAGCAGCGUGUAUGGAAAAUGCGCCGAAAGUGACAUCAAUCUCGACGAUAGAACAAGAAUUUGCGAAACUAAUUAAAGCGCACAACAAUAGCAACAACAGCAAUAACAAAAACAGCGAUAGUAACGAAGUGUGUAGCGUAAACAAUAGUAAUAACAAUAGCAAAAACAAAGAAAACAAUAAUAAUGAUAAUUAUAUUACGAGUAACAGUAAACAAUUGGGCUUAUCAGCGGCUCUGGCAGACACCGAUAUGCUUGCAACAACACGUAGUGCUUUGAAAACAUCAACAGAAGAGCCAGCAUCAUCGAAGUUUUUAAAGUCGCCAGUGAAGGUCAUCAUCACUGCCGCCGAUUCGAGCUCCGAAGAGGACAGCACGCAAACAGUCGGUUAUCAGCCGAUCGCUGGUCUGCCCAACAGACCCAUCAAUCAUGUGCAGCCAUUUAUGAAGAUGUCAGAUUUUUCGGAUAGUUCACAUAGUGGCGUCUCCAGUCCGGCCUCGUCGUUAAUCGAAAAUUUCCACAAGAAAAAUGGCAACACACCAACAACAAAUGUUGGUGUUGGUGGUGGUGGUGGCGUCGUUACAGUUACUACAGUUACAACGCCCGGCAUUAAUGGCCUCACGGUGGGUAACUGUAAUGGCAGUAAUGGUUUGAGCAGUGCAACAACAACGACCGUGGGGCGACACAUAAACACAAGUUCGAGUAGUAGUGUUAAGGAAACAUCAUCCACAUCGCAGCAUCAGGUCGUUAACAGCAGUACAACAACGCGCGUUGAAAAGAAACGUCUACACCAUAUAACAUCCUCAUCAUCUUCGUCAACGUCCUCCUCGUCCACAUCAUCGUCCGAAAUGAAGACGGCAGCACUGAAACGCGAUUUGAGCGAAAUCAAAAAUUCCAUGUCCGAAAUCACCGAUCUGGUCGGUCGCAAUACCAACAAUGCGAGCAGCGGUGGUGGUCUGGGCAGCAACAAAAAUCUGGCCAUCUCAGCGUCAGCGCAUCAGCCAUCCAUAAACGAUCUCACACAAAUCAAUGCGCUGAACAGCUCGGAUGCCAUCAACAAAUUGAAGAAGAAAAUUCGCUCAUCCAUUGAAAAUCUCGUCGACAGCGAUGCCGAACCGUUGGUAACAUUUCCGGACACAGAUGAUGAUCAUCACAAUUUAGCCGAUUUGGUGAGCGCUUCGAAUGGCAAAUUGACCGCCAAUGGACUGAAUGGGUCGGGUAAAAUCGUCGACACCGUUAAAUUCGAAGAGAAACGCACAAAGACCGAAUCGAAGACGAAGGUCGUAGCCGAUGGUUUCAGUACGGAGCAGGCAACCAGUAAUUUGGCCGAAAUGAAACGGCUACAAACGGGUGAUAUCGAUUAUCAGGAGGCUAAGGCGGCAGCAGCGAUGCGAAAUCGCACCGAAAUGGAUGGUGUGAAAACUGAGGAGAAUGCCGCCGUUAUACAGGAAGCCCUCUCGCUACGCACUGGCGAUAUAACUCAACAGGCUAGCAACAAUGUGGCUGCCGCCAGUAUUAAAGUGCAAAGUGACACCUUUUCCGCCGACAAGAAAGCCAUCUCACAGUCGCAACAAUCACAGACGAUGACCUCGAACGGCAUCAUCAGCCAGGAGAAGCAUAUGUCAUCCGCUUCGCAAGCGAACUACACAAUGACCCAUAAGGGUGUCUCCAGUUCGGGCAGCAGCAUGAUCUCGUCCUCCUCACAAAUGUCCGCCACCAAUGGAGCGCUCAUUAAAUUGCACGACCUAAAAUUGGAUGAUCUGAAGGCACUGACAUCUGGCAGCGGACAGCGAGAGAUCGAACAGGCUAUCGCUAAAUAUUCCCGCGUACUGACAUCAUUCGUAAAUACGCUGGAGGACUCGAAAGCAGCGCAAGAGAAAUCGUUGUAUUUGGAGAAAAUCAAUGAGGUUAUGCAACGCGCUUGGGCUGUGCCCACACACGGUCAUGAGCUCGGCUACAGUCUAUGCAACUCAUUGCGCAAUAGUGGCGGUUUAGAUUUGCUCAUGAAGAAUUGUGUACAGGGUGAUAUGAAAAUCAAGUUCUCAUCGGCCAAAUUGUUGGAGCAAUGCUUAACAACAGAAAAUCGUACACACGUCGUGGACAAUGGGCUCGACAAAGUGGUGAAUGUGGCCUGUAUGUGCACAAAGGAACCAAACACCGAACAUUCGCGUGUGGGUACCGGCAUACUGGAGCAUCUAUUCAAACACUCGGAGGGUACGUGCUCGGAUGUCAUCAAAUUGGGUGGUCUCGAUGCUGUGCUCUUCGAAUGUCGUACAAAUGAUGUGGAGACUUUACGUCAUUGCGCUAGUGCCUUAGCCAAUUUGUCACUCUAUGGUGGCGCUGAAAAUCAGGAAGCUAUGAUCUUUCGCAAAGUACCCAUGUGGUUAUUCCCGCUGGCCUUCCAUGACGAUGAUAAUAUAAAAUACUACGCCUGCCUUGCAAUUGCCGUACUCGUGGCGAACAAAGAGAUCGAAGCUGAAGUGCUUAAAUCAGGUUGUCUCGAUUUGGUGGAACCCUUCGUCACCACACACGAUCCCUCCGAUUUCGCGCGCUCCAAUUUAGCGCAUGCUCACGGACAAAGCAAGCAUUGGCUCGAACGUUUGGUGCCAGUAUUGAGUUCGAACCGUGAGGAGGCACGCAAUCUCGCCGCUUUCCAUUUUUGCAUGGAGGCGGGCAUUAAGCGUGAACAAGGCAAUACAGAAAUCUUUCGCGAUAUUGGCGCGAUCGAAGCCCUUAAGACUGUAGCGAGUUGCCCGAAUGCGAUCGCAUCUAAAUUCGCCGCGCAAGCGCUACGUCUCAUCGGCGAAACCGUGCCACAUAAACUCUCGCAACAAGUACCAUUGUGGUCGGUUGAAGACGUGCAAGAAUGGGUGAAACAAAUUAAUUUCGGUCAGUUUGUGAAACAGUUCGAGGAGUCUCAAGUUGAUGGUGAUCUAUUGCUGAAGCUGAAUGAGGAAAAUCUACGCGAUGAUAUUGGCAUCGCGAAUGGCAUACUGUUGAAACGUUUCGAACGCGAGCUGCAAAAUCUCAAACGCAUGGCCGAUUACUCAUCGAAAGAUACGGCAAAGAUGCAUCAUUUCUUGGCCGAAAUCGGUUCAGAGUACUGCACCUAUACAUAUGCAAUGCUGAAUGCCGGCAUAGAUCGGAACUCGCUGCCACAGCUGAAUGAGGAUAUGCUCAUUGCUGAGUGUGGCAUCAAGAACUCCAUACAUCGGCUGCGUAUACUGAAUGCCGUAAAAAACCUGGAAAACUCAUUACCCAGCUCGUCGGAGGAGAAUAUGGCAAAGACUUUGGAUGUCUUUGUCAGCUAUCGGCGUUCGAAUGGCUCACAGUUGGCCAGUUUAUUAAAGGUUCACUUGCAGUUGCGCGGUUUCUCGGUGUUCAUCGAUGUUGAGCGCCUGGAAGCGGGCAAAUUCGAUAAUGGACUGCUAAACAGUAUUCGACAGGCGAAGAAUUUCGUUUUAGUAUUAACACCAAAUGCGUUGCAACGCUGCGUGGAUGACGACGAUGGCAAGGAUUGGGUGCAUCGCGAAAUCGUCGCCGCGUUGAAAUCAAAUUGUAAUAUUAUUCCUAUAAUUGAUCAACAAUUUACAUGGCCAGAGACCGAUCGUUUGCCAGAAGAUAUGCGCAGCGUUUGCCAUUUCAACGGCGUCACGUGGAUACAUGACUACCAGGAUGCCUGCAUCGAUAAGCUAGAGAGAUUCAUGCGUGGUGAGAAGAAUUUGGAUCGCCUUGUGGGCAUACCCAGCACACCGGGCUCGGUGACCUACCAAAGAAUGCACAGCAAUGACUCCGACUAUCAGCAGAGCGUGGGCGGCGGCAGUGUCGGCGGCGGUGGCAGUGGCGUUGUAUGUGUUAGCGGUGCCGGUGGUGCGGCGAAUAGCAGCGGACAAGCAGCUAAUCACCAGGCAAAUAGAUACCGGCAAUCCCCUUCACCGGCCAGACAACGGAUCGGCGGCAGCUGCGGGCCGCUCGGCAGCAACGGUCAACUGAGCAUGUUCGGGCGUGGUUCGAAGCGCAACCUAAUCACGCCGUACCGCACACAACAGACGAUGGCGCAGCCGAAGGCGCUGCUCAUGGGUGGCUCCAUGCAAAAUAUGUCGCCGGCUGGCUACCGGCCACCCCGGCGCAGUUCGGCCAGUGGCAUUAACAAUGCCAAUAGCAAUGGCGCGUCAGCCGGUGCUGCCACUAAUUAUCGCAGUCAUAGUGUUGAUGAAUUGCUGGAUACCACCGACGGUUUGGGCUCCAACGAUCGUAUUGCCGAUAUGGCGGCACGUGUUACGGCCGGCAGCACAGCGCUGACCAACGCCAGUUCGACAAGCACAUUACAACCGGGCAACGAUUAUGCCUCGUCGGUCGGUUCGCUGUCCGAGUUUUCCAGUGAAGCGCCGCCGCAAACGGUCGCUAGACGUGAGAAGAGCGCCAAUAUACCAACAAAUGCGCAACACCGUAAAUCACGUUCGCUCGAUCAUUUCCUCGAUGACAAGACGUUAGCGUUAGUGGUGGCGUCGCAACCACAGCCGGCGCUCAUGGAAGGUACGCAGAGUAUGCAGAAUCUUGCCACACCCGCAACGCCCGAUCUCAAGCGCGGUACACGCACACAACCGUUGACGCAACGCGGCGACAGCGUGUCCACAUCCAGCGCCGCAACCACGCCCGAACCGGCCGAUGUUGGCUUACGGAAGGCGCACGGCGGCGGCAUGCUGCCUGUGACGCGUCGCAGCCCGGAGGGUGUCAGCUCGACGGAUGAUACACAAUCGUUGCGCAGCAGCAAUACCUCAUGCGGCAGCAUGUUCAGAUCGCAGGUGCGCGCGUCGGCGCACACGCAUCGCGGCAGUCAGAAUAGUGGCAAAACGUCGUCAACUUCGCUCAGUAGCAAUGCGCCGGGAAACAACACGCACAGCAACAGCAGUAACAACAACAAUGCAAACAAUAAAACCAUUCUGAAUCGAACAAUUAAAAAAGUUCGUUCGCUGAUGAAAAAACCAUAAGAGAGCAUCAAUUACUUGUUGCGCCUUUUGCCUGAAACCGUCGUCGUGCACGCCCAUUUCAACGUGUCUGUCUCCUCCAACACAACUGCAUCCCAAUGUCACCUAACUUGGAUUAUCAUUACUGAGCACUGUGUGAUGUGUCUGAUAACGCAUACAUAUAUACAUACAAACAUGCAUAAGCGCUAAGUGCAAAAAUAUCGGCAAAACUUUAACAAUUUCGUUUCAUAAACGAAACACCUUAAACAUAAGUGAAAACUUAGCAGCACAUGAAGUGGAAAAAAUGGCGCUUAUCAAAACCGUAAUCCGACCGAACUAACCAAUUGUUGUUAUUGGUUGUCAUUAUCAGCAACAUUCAACCUGUAUCUUGUAUAUUCAUGUCUGAACGUGUACUGCGUUUUUGUUGUAUUCGUUUAAUUAGCUGUAAACAAAAACAAUUAACUCUUAAGUCACUGUACACUUUUAAUUUAUUAUUAAUGUCACUUUUCCAAAAAAAGAAAAUGAAAAACAUAACCAAUAAAAAUCUAACUUAGUGUUAGUGCAUAAGAGUAAAUUUUACGAAAAUUAAAACAGAAAUCGCUACUAAAUUUUCAACUUUGUUUUAAACUUAUUUAUUGUUUCUAAAAUAUUGUAUUCACACUCUUUUUCUAUUCAAUCAUUUUGCACUUUUCUUUAUGCUUCUGUGUGCGUCAUAUAAAAUCACCAAUUUUUCCCACAACAAAACAAGUGUUGUAAACUAAUUAUAUUGUAUUUAUUCUGUAAUUACACGCGCAUUUAGUAACGACUUAGACGAUGACGAAAUACGUGAUUUAAUAUUAACAAAAACAACAACACCAUCCUCCGGCAGAAUUAUAUUUUGGUAGUAUCAUACAGAUUAUAAAUACGGACGAGCGGCACCUGCCAGCAAAGCAGUUGACGAGUAAUUACAAGUAUUUGUAUUUGGGAACAGACGCUUCCAAUUUCCUUUUAAGCGCCAUGGAGCAAGCGUCUUUUGCUGCUUUUGUCUCGGUUACAAAAGCAAUCUCGAAGAGCUUAAGCUCCAACUAGUGCAUUGUUUUAAAAGGCUCAAUGCGCGUUACGCCUCAGAAAUCGAGUAAGAAGGAUAAGGGUUAGCUAUAUAUUUAACAAAAUUAUAUCUACAAAAAUCACCCUAAUCUAAUUUACUAACGAAAAUUGUUUACACUAUUUUAAAAUUGUAAUUGUUAAGAAUUUUCGUAUGUACAACGUUUUGUAAAAAAUGAAAAUUAAGAAUUCAAUUUUACAAGGCAAACAACGAAUCGAAAUAAAUGUUGGAAGUAUUAUACUUAUA